This is a messenger RNA of Drosophila ficusphila, 3202 nucleotides long. Its product is annotated as aminopeptidase N. The transcript has 6 exons. The coding region runs from base 1 to 2796 and encodes 931 amino acids. The record is from RefSeq and is a predicted model, not a curated record. Lineage: Eukaryota; Metazoa; Arthropoda; Insecta; Diptera; Drosophilidae. Gene Ontology annotation, molecular function: zinc ion binding; metalloaminopeptidase activity; peptide binding. Gene Ontology annotation, biological process: peptide catabolic process; proteolysis. Gene Ontology annotation, cellular component: cytoplasm.
AUGGCGAGGUCAGACUGGCACUUGGUUCUGUUGCAGCUGUGUCUGCUGGGAGCACCUGGCCGACCGGCGGUUGUCCAAGAGGUGAACCUCAAGCAGCGGAGUCGGGCGGGUUCCUCCCUGGAGGUUCAACCCCUGCACUACAACCUCAGUCUGCUGACCGAGGUGGAGGAGGCCGAUCUGGGGGGAACCAUUCGCGGCGUGGUCACCAUUCGGGUUAAGGUGUGGCGCGAGACCCGCACCAUUGUGCUCAGCUCAAAGGGCCUGAAGUUGGGCGCCAAAGUGUGGCUAAUCCGGGUGAACACCGGCGGAAGGGUGACGGUGCGCAAGAUCUGGCAUGUGGUGCGCCUCAACCGACUCCACAUCGUCUUCAACAGCCUCCUUUGGCUGGGCGAGGAGUACAAUCUGACCCUCGAGUUCAGUCGGAAGCUGACCAGAACCACUGGUUACUUCGUGGGCAGCUACCUAGAUGCCUCCCAGCGUCCGGAGUGGGUGUCGUUCACCCAGCUGUCGCCCAACCUGGCCAACACCGUCUUUCCCUGCUUCGAGGACCCCGGCCUCACCAGCCUCUUCGUCCUCAACUUGGCGCAUCCGCGGAGCAUGAAGGCCGUGAGCAUCAUGCGCGUGGAAAGGACUUCCGACCAUGAAAGGGAUGACUACAUGUGGACCAGCUUCUACCAGACCCCGCCGAUGUCCGUCCAGAAGCUGGCCUUCUCCAUCAAUCGCUUCACUGAGCGGAGCUCUCCGCGAAUACCAAACUGUCCGGAGCUGACGACCUGGAUGCGACCAGAGGUUGCGGAUCAGGGGCAGUACGCCAUCCGCAUCGCGCCCGGGAUAAUCGUCUACUUUAUAGGUCUGUUCGGCAAGCCCUAUCCCUCGGAUAAGAUCGACCAGCUGAUUCUACCGGACAGCGCUUACAAGAGCCACGAGCACGUGGGAUUGGUUAGCUACCCGGAGGCAACGUUCCUCUACAGCGAGAAGGACUCAACGGCGAAGGCCAAACAGGAUGUGGCCAGCCAUCUGGCCCACGAGUUCGCCCACCACUGGUUCUCGGACCUGGAGACCCCGGACCUCCGCUGGCUGCACUACGGCCUGUCCAACUACCUGGCCGGAUUCGCUGUGGACAAAGUGGAGCCCGAUUGGCGGCUCCAUGAGCUGUCCAUGCUGCAGCAGGCGUUCGCCGUCCUCGAACAGGACUCCAUGGCCAACGCCCAACCAGUGAGCUUCGCCAGCGGUUCACAGUCCUCCUCAAUUGGUGUUCAGGCCUACCACAAGUCCGCCCUACUCUUCCGGAUGCUUCACUCGCUCAUCGGCACUCAGGUGUUUGUGGCCUCGAUGCGUCUCUACUUCCGCCGCGUCCAGAAGGGAGCCUCGAACCAGUCGCUCCUGUGGAAGACGUUUCAGGAGGAGGCCGACCGCCAGAUGAGCCUGCGCCAGGACGUCCUAGUCAGCCAGCUGAUGGACUCGUGGACGAUGCAGCCGGGCUAUCCGCUGAUCCAGGUGGUGCGCAACUACGAGGAGCAACUGGUGACCGUCACCCAGGAGCGAUUUCUGCGCAAUCCGAGCCUCGCCAACGGAAGGCGAUCGCCGAACCUCCGGCACUGCUGGUAUGUACCGCUCACCUUUACCUCGGCGGGACGCGGCAGCUUCGUGUCCACGCUGCCCAGCGAGUGGCUCACCUGCCGCCCCAACCAGCCCCCCCGCCCACUGCUCCUCAAGGAGGUGGCCAAACCGGACGAGUGGGUGGUCUUCAACCUGCGCAGGACAACGCCCUGCCGCAUCAACUACGACGAGCGCAACUGGCAGCUGAUCAGCGAGGCACUCGCCGGCGAGAAUCCCAACAGCAUCGAUCGAUUCACGCGUGCCCAGCUGAUCGGUGACAUGCUCAGCCUGGCCAACGCCGGGGUCGUGACCUAUGACCUCGCCCUGGACUUCCUGCGUCACCUGCACCGCGAGGACGAGUACAUCGUGUGGAAGGCGGUGGCCCGGCAUCUCGAGUGGCUCUACCACACGCUGAACAACACACCUAUAUUCUCCGUUUAUAAGAGUUUCAUGAGAGGCAUCCUGCAGCCGAAGUUCAAGGAGCUGUUCAUGCCGAAGGACAACUCCGACGCAAAAGGAAACACAACGACUUUAAAGGGAAUUGUCCUUCAACUGGCCUGCCAAAUGGACCUCGGACUCUGUGCGAACCUGGCCCUCAAGGAGUUCGGAGGCAUAAACCUGGGCAGCAACCGCAUUCCGGUGGACCAGCGCGGGACCAUCUACUGCACCGCCAUUCGACUGGGAACCGAGGCCGAUUGGACCUUACUUCGGACACUGUACAAGCGAUCGAAUGUCAUCGAGGAGCGGAGAAUGAUCCUCAGUGCGCUGGCCUGCAGUCGGGAAUCCUGGGCACUGGACAAGUUGCUCGGCCUGGCUUUCCGCAGUCGCUUCAUGCCCAAGGCUGAUGUACUGCUGAUCUUUAAGGCAGUGUCCCAGAAUUCUCUGGGUCUUGUCCUGGCCAAAAGAUACCUGAUGGAUAACAUCAAGGCCAUUAUUAAAUUGUACGGCAACAGCACCAACGAGCUGGCCCAGUUCAUCAAUGUCCUCAUGGAGGAGAUCACCACGGAGGCAGAGCUCGAGGUUUUGCGAAAGUUCAUCAAAGAGGAGCUGAAGGAUCUGCCGGGCAUUGAGGUCACAUCUCGACGAAUGCUGGAUUUGGGCAACGAGAACGUGGCCUGGCACAAACAUCACUACCUCCGAGUGGUUUCUGCUGUCUGUAAUAUCACCGGGUCCAUGGAACCCCAGUGCCUCUACUAGAAGAGCCAUCUUAAUAUACUAAAUCGAAGUUGUAUUCUACCAAAAACCUCAAAUGAGCGUAUUUGAGGUGUAUUACAACAAGAAAGCUGACUUUGGGGAACCGAAACCCUUGCUGUUAGAAUUAAGUCUAUACAACAACUACUCUCAUCAAAAAUCUAUGGUUACAAAGUUUUUUUUAUUGUUAGUUCGAUCCUUUAAACACCACCAAUAAGGUGUACUGUAUUGUAAGUCCCAAGGCAUACAAAUUUUCCAAGCUACAGCAGCUAAAUGAUAAGUCAAAAUAAGAGUAAAUUAUCUAUUCUUUUAACUUUCCUUUUGUUCCUAUUAAAGUUAUAUGAUAUAGCCUUCCAAGUAUUAUUUUAACAAUCAACUCUGCAAUAUUCAAGGGGGCUCUAAUAAAAUUAAA